Molecule: messenger RNA, 3737 nt
Organism: Cynara cardunculus var. scolymus (artichoke)
Lineage: Eukaryota; Viridiplantae; Streptophyta; Magnoliopsida; Asterales; Asteraceae
Product: AP3-complex subunit beta-A
Exons: 11
Coding region: 89-3496 (1135 amino acids)
Biological process (GO): vesicle-mediated transport; intracellular protein transport
Cellular component (GO): membrane coat; AP-3 adaptor complex
Source: RefSeq, a predicted model, not a curated record
CUUUGUAAUCGCCAUCUUCGAUCUGUAUUCACCCUCCCUUCCCACCUAUCUCUCGCUCUCCCUCAUACACACACUCACAUCACAUAAGAUGUUCACACAGUUCGGCUCUACCGCUGAGAACUUUAGCAAGGCGUCAACAAUGGUGUUUCGGAUCGGCACAGACGCUCACCUCUACGACGAUCCCGACGAUGUCAGUAUUUCACCUCUUCUCGACAGCAAAUUCGACUCUGAGAAAUGCGAAGCUCUCAAACGAUUGCUCGCUCUCAUUGCCCAAGGCUUAGAUGUAUCGAAUUAUUUUCCUCAGGUUGUUAAGAAUGUUGCAUCUCAGUCAUUGGAGGUCAAGAAGCUUGUUUACUUAUAUUUGCUGCAUUAUGCUGAAAGGCGUCCGAAUGAAGCAUUGUUGUCAAUUAAUAUUUUCCAGAGAGACCUGGGGGAUCCAAACCCAUUGGUGAGGGCCUGGGCACUCCGUACUAUGGCGGGAAUUCGCCUGCAUGUUAUAUCGCCUCUUGUUUUGGUGGCAGUGAGAAAAUGUGCUAGAGAUCCCUCCGUAUAUGUGAGAAAAUGUGCUGCCAAUGCUCUCCCAAAGGUUCAUGAUUUGCGUCUUGAGGAAAAUGCCACGGCAAUUAUAGAGAUUAUUGGAAUACUGCUAUAUGACAAUUCCCCUGGAGUGGUUGGAGCUGCUGCUGCAGCAUUUGCUUCUGUUUGUCCAAAUAAUUUGCCUCUAAUUGGUAGAAACUAUACAAGGCUAUGUGAGAUUCUUCCUGAUGUUGAGGAGUGGGGUCAGAUCAUUUUGAUAGGGAUCCUUCUCCGUUAUGUCAUUGCAAGGCAGGGGCUUGCAAAAGAAUCUAUUAUGUUAUCCUUAUGUCCUGAGGAUGUCAGUCAUGAUAAAAGUGGUUCAGACUUUGAUACCAACUCCUUAGAAAUGAACAAAACAUACGAAAUGAGUAGCGGGAUUCAGGAGCAUGAGUUGGCAGCUAUGGUGUCCAGGAGUUACCUUGAAGGACCAGAUAAGUACUUGUCACAUUCUACUAAUGCAGAUGUGAUGUCGUCAGAAUUGGAUUCGUCACGAUUUACAUCAUCAAAAAGUGACGAUGACAUGAAGAUCCUGCUGCAGUGUACUUCACCUUUAUUAUGGAGUCGGAACAGUGCUGUGGUGCUUGCUGCUGCUGGAGUACACUGGAUUAUGGCACCAAGGAAGGACAUUGCAAAAAUUGUCAAGCCUCUAUUGUUUCUCCUGAGAUCAUCUGAUGCCUCAAAAUAUGUGGUCCUCUGCAACAUUCAAGUCUUUGCUAAAGUGAUGCCCUCUCUUUUCACCCCACACUAUGAAGAUUUCUUUAUCAACUCUUCAGAUGCAUAUCAAGUUAAAGCUCUGAAACUUGAGAUUCUUUCUUCCAUUGCUACAGAUGCAUCAAUCUCGGUUAUUUUUCAAGAGUUCCAGGAUUACGUCAGUGAUCCCGACAGGAGAUUUGCUGCAGAUACUGUUGCUGCUAUUGGUCUGUGUGCUAAGCGGAAUCCACAAGUAGCAAAUACUUGCUUGGAGGGACUGCUGGCUCUUACCUCACCCAAAUCCGUAAAUAGUACCUCUGGAUCCACGGAUGAUGAAGCAGUUGUGUUAGUUCAAGCAAUUACAUCCAUCAAAGAUAUAAUAAAACAAGAUCCAUCAAGUCAUGAUAAGGCCAUUAUCUAUUUGGCUCAAAAUUUGGAUGCAAUCAAGGUUCCUGUGGCCCGUGCAAUGAUUGUUUGGAUAGUAGGUGAAUACAACUCUAUUGGCAACAUCAUACCAAAAAUGGUGUCUGUAAUUCUAAGAUAUCUAGCUCGAAGCUUUCCUUCUGAGUCCAUUGAAACAAAACAUCAAAUUCUGAAUGCUGCUGUUAAGGUCCUUUUAAGUUCAAAGGGGGAAGAUUUCCACACUGCAAGAAGCAUACUAAGCUACGUGCUGGAGCUUGCCAAGUUUGAUUUGAACUAUGAUGUUCGUGACCGUGCUCGUAUCUUAAGGAAACUUCUGUCAUGCUUCUACGUUAGUUCUAGUGGACUAGAGGAAGAAUCCAGUCAGAAAAGUGAAAAUAAUGAACUUCCACUUUUGCUUGCAGAACAUGUAUUUGGUGAAAAAAUAACAUCUUCUGAAAUGGUUAAUAACCGGUUCUACCUUCCAGGAUCCCUCUCACAGAUAGUUCUCCAUGCAGCUCCAGGAUAUGAACCUCUUCCGGAGCCUUGUAGUUUGACUGAAUUGGAUAUUAUUGAAGGAAUGAAAAUAUCAGAGGAGGGACCCACUCAAGUGGGCUCGUAUGAAGUCGACAAUUCUGACGUAGACUCGGGGUCUUUGAAUGAGGAAGGCAGUUACAGUUAUGAUUCAGAAGAUUCUAUCACUAGUUCAAGGGGAACUGAUAACACCAAUGAGGGUGCUGCAAGGGAAGCUGAUAACACUGAUUCAUUAAUCAACUUUUCUGAUGUUGGCAAAGCACAAAAAGAGAUUGAAGUCUCAGAGGAGAACGAUUUUCAUGGUGAAUUGAUGUCGAAAGGAGCUCUGGAAUCAUGGUUGGAUGAUAAUCCUUCUUCAAGUCAGAAUGUACCUGAAAUGGAUAACGAAAGGUCAUCGUCAGCAAGGAUCUCAAUUGCAGAUAUUAGUAAGAGAAUUAGACCUAAAACGCAUAUGCUUUUAGAUCCAGCAUAUGGAAAUGGUUUGAGAGUAGUAUAUAAAUAUUCAUCAAAGGCUUCAACAAUAUCAUCAUCACUUGUAAGUGUUGAAGUUUCUUUUGAAAACUGUUCUAGUGAGCCAAUAUCAAAAUUAUUUCUGACCGAUGAAGAUUCUGGCAUGAGUUCUGAAUCGUUGGACCAAACAUCGCCUACUGAUGAAAGUUCUUUGCAAUCUGAGAAGGAAGUACCUACCCUGGUCCCCAUGGAAGAAAUUACUGUGCUUGAACCAGGUCAGACUACAAAUAGAAUAAUCCAAGUUCGCUUUCAUCAUCAUCUUUUACCUUUGAAGCUUGUCUUAUGGUGCAAUGGCAAGAAAAACCCGGUUAAGUUGCGGCCUGACAUAGGAUAUUUCAUAAAGCCUCUCCCGAUGGACAUUGAUCUUUUUUCGCACAAAGAAUCCCAACUCCCUGGAAUGUUUGAAUAUACAAGGAGAUGUUCCUUCACCGACCACCUUACAGAGCUGACUGAUGACAAGGAUGGCGAUGGCUCAUCGAUAAAGGAUUCAUUCCUGGUUAUAUGCGAAAGUUUGGCAUCAAAGAUGCUAAGCAAUGCAAAUGUUUAUCUUGUAUCCGUGAACAUGCCGGUGGCUGCAAACCUGAAUGACGCUUCAGGUCUGUGUUUACGUUUCAGCAGUGAGAUCCUUAGUACCUCGAUUCCAUGCCUUAUCUCUGUUAAGCUCGAUGGUAAAUGCUUUGAACCCCUAAAUGCAUCUGUCAAAAUUAACUGCGAAGAAACUGUGUUUGGUCUGAAUCUGUUGAAUAGAAUCGUAAACUUUUUAGCCGAGCCUGCGGUGACUAGUUAGGUACAGGUUACAAUUGCUGAUUAAAAAUGUGAAAGAGUGUACCGUUAUCGGGGUUCCUUCUCUUUGGUCGUGUAAACCAAGCCUGCUGGGAAUUCUUUUUGUUUUUUUAUUUUUGAAAAAAUGAACACUGGUGUUUUUGUGUUAAAUAUUUCCUAUUAUUGUACCUCUCGCAUUCCGUCCAAAUAUUAUAAGAUUCGUGUAUAUAACACAUUCUUUUUGUUGGAAAACACGUAUACAUACU